Messenger RNA from Pseudogymnoascus destructans, 2200 nucleotides. RefSeq lists its product as uncharacterized. Bases 51 to 1868 code for a protein of 605 amino acids. The transcript has 3 exons. Gene Ontology annotation, molecular function: pyridoxal phosphate binding; cystathionine gamma-synthase activity. The record is from RefSeq and is a predicted model, not a curated record. Lineage: Eukaryota; Fungi; Ascomycota; Leotiomycetes; Thelebolales; Thelebolaceae. Gene Ontology annotation, biological process: transsulfuration.
CAAGAAAACCCUCGAGUUCAAACAUAUUUUUGUGCGAACAUCGAUCCAAUAUGCUUCCAGCGGCCGUGGGAGAGACUAUUCCCGCGCACACUUCACAUGCUGUCAGCGUUUCUCUUCCAACAUGGAAGGCCAACGUCGCAUAUGAGGAGGGCGAGCCCUGGGUUAUAGACAAUAUGAAAACUGGCUAUCCAAGGUUUUUUGUCAAUAAACUUAUCACCGCGCUGGCUGAAGACAUUGUUAAGGCCUAUGGCAAAGAUGGAGAGCAAGCGAUGCUAUUUCCUGGCCCCGGGGCGGCCAACAGAUGCCUGGACUUUGUUCUUCGAACGGCACCCUCCCUACUGCGAACAAGUAUUCGAAUAGUUGAUCUUGUCAUGGACCCUAAGAAAAUCACUACGGAGAGCCUGAAGAUCGCAGCUCCGUCUGUUUCCGCCGUUAUAUUUCCGAAAGAGUUCUUCUCCGUGGCGAAGCAGUACUGGCAGCAUUCCGGAGACGGGAUUUCAAGUCGACGGGGAGAAUUCUGUCAUAGCUUACUACAAGAAGGUCUCCUAGUUGAGAAAUCCACCUUGAAGCAUACAACCGAACAACAGCAAAACUUCCAUAAGGGCCCUAAGAGAUACAGGAGAGGGAUGUCGAUUGACAAAACAUGCAGCCCUCCUAAAGUCGGUGGUCCAGCUUCGAAUGGCACUGGUGAGAAAUCACCCAGUGUGAGCAACGCGGACAAAGAGUUGUCACAGUUUGUGGAAGAACGGUUUGGCCGCAAUCUCGAGGUAUCGUUCCUCGGCAAUGCUAAGUCUGCAAUUAAGAGGCGAAUUGCUGGAUCUUUGGUAGGGAGUGUUGAUUUGAGUACUGGUUUCAGCAGUACGAUGGAUGCUAGCGCACGAGGCGUGAGUGGGCUUUCUGAAGACGACGUGUAUUUAUAUCCAUGCGGCAUGAACGCCAUCUUCAAUGCCCACCAAUUACUAUUGCAAGCCCGAGAACCGCUGAAGAGCAUCUCUUUUGGGUUUCCAUACGUAGACACACUCAAGAUCUUGCAGAAGUUUGGACCCGGCUGCCUCUUUUAUGGAAAUGGAUCCUCUGAGGAUCUGGACGAUCUCGAGAGAAGGCUUCAGAGUGGCGAAAGAUAUCUGGCUCUCUUUGCAGAAUUUCCGGGAAACCCUUUACUGCAAUCGCCCGACCUGCUACGGAUCAGAAAGCUCUCCCUCCAGUAUGACUUCGCAGUCGUGAUAGACGAGACUAUUGGCAACUUCAUCAACAUCAACGUUCUACCCCACGUUGAUAUUGUCGUAAGCAGUCUUACCAAGAUUUUUACUGGCGAAUGCAAUGUGAUGGGAGGGAGCGCAAUCUUAAACCCAACAGGACCAUACUACUCGAAAUUGAAAGAAAUUGCGAAGACACAGUAUGAAGACAACUACUGGGCCGAAGAUGUUUUGUUCAUGGAGCGAAACAGCCGAGACUUCAUAUCUCGAAUCGACAGAAUCAACCACAACGCAGAGGUCAUCUGUGACCUACUGAGCUCUCAAUCCGUUGUCAAAAAGGUGUACUACCCGAAAUGCGUCCAGUCUCGGGAAUUUUAUGAUGCCUGCCGAACUCCGACAGGUGGAUAUGGUGGUCUCCUCUCAGUCACCUUCAAUACGAAGGCCCAAGCAGUUGCCUUUUUUGAUCGCAUCGACACAGCUAAGGGCCCCAGUUUGGGUACGAACUUCACGUUGACCUCACCAUACGUGGUUCUGGCUCACUUCAUGGAGUUAGACUGGGCCAGCCAAUUCGGCGUUGAUCCAGAUCUGGUUCGUAUAAGCAUUGGUCUCGAGGAAACAGCGCUUUUGAAAGAAGUGUUCGAGCAAGCUCUUACGGCUGCAGGAGAAGCCUAGUCGUCGUAUUCAACGUUCGGGCCUUGGAUAGGCCACGAGAAGCUUGAAGGGAAAGACACAUGGAAAAAGACAUGAUGGAGCUAUCCACCCACGAUAUACCAGGCAUGAAAUCAGAUAAGAAUUUUGCCAUCCCUAUAAGAUGAAUCGCACAGGUUUCGAACCGUAUAUAGCUAUAAAUAAGACCAGGCGAAAAGUUUUAGUGGGCUUCAAAGCUGUAUUCCCCGAGUAUAUGCCACGAACACUAUAGAAGAGAACCGAUUUGGCUCUAAGUUGCACGAGGUGUCUAUGUGAAUUCAAUAACUCAAGUUAGAUUGGUAGCUGGUAAAUACGCC